Molecule: messenger RNA, 820 nt
Organism: Salvia hispanica
Lineage: Eukaryota; Viridiplantae; Streptophyta; Magnoliopsida; Lamiales; Lamiaceae
Source: RefSeq, a predicted model, not a curated record
CAUGUUCAUGUGUGUUGUAAGUAGGCCUGUGUUUGGCUUGGAUGGCCAAACCAAUAUUUGAUGGAAAGUUGGGUAUUUUUCCUUUUACUGAAGUGUUUGCAGCAAAAAGAAAAUCCAAGAAUAGGCCUAAAAGGCAAACUUGAGACUAAACCAAUCCAGUCAGUCAAUAAGAGUGUGAUGAGGGACUGCAUUAUCCACAUGAUUGUGCCAGCAAUUAAGGCCAAGUGGUCUGAGUGGGCAUGCAAAGAGAUCUACACCCAGCAAGACAAUGCCACACCCCACAUAUAUGAUGUGGAUGCUGAAUUUGAGGCUGUUGCCAUUUGUCAACCACCCAAUUCACCUGACACCAACAUUUUAGACUUAGGGUUUUUCAGGGCCAUUCAAACACUGCAGCACGAGAAACCAUGCAAUAGUGUUGACACAUUGUUAGAGAAAGUGUGUAGCUCUUAUGCAGCGCUGUCACCACAAACCCUAAACAGGGUAUUCCUCUCAUUGCAGGCUUGCCUCACAGAGAUCAUGGUAUUUAGGGGUGUGAAUAAUUAAUUACAAGGUCCCUCACAUUAACAAGGACAGGUUGGAAAGAACUGUGGGACUGCCCAAUGCACUGGAUGUGGAUGAGGAGCUUGUGAGAGAUGUGUUGGAGUACUUACAGCAAUCAGAGAACAAUGCAGGUUGUAGAUAUGACAUUAGGGCUUUGGCUACUGCUUUUGGAUUCAAGAUAGAUAGUGGAAGUGUUUUGGUAGUAAGGCCUUCAUGUUUUUGGUCAGUAAAGUCUGAUAUUUUGUGUUUUGUAUGUAGAAAUAGUAAAAAGAACAUGGAA